Messenger RNA from Penicillium paradoxum, 1227 nucleotides. RefSeq names its product agmatinase. The record is from RefSeq and is a predicted model, not a curated record. The transcript is spliced from 3 exons. The coding region runs from base 1 to 1227 and encodes 408 amino acids. Gene Ontology annotation, molecular function: metal ion binding; agmatinase activity. Lineage: Eukaryota; Fungi; Ascomycota; Eurotiomycetes; Eurotiales; Aspergillaceae.
AUGCCUACUUGGAAGACCUUCCUUACAUUGGCCCUAGCCGGCUCCGCGGCCUCCUGCGCGCACCACAAUGAUGGCGACGUAGUACCCGAGCAUGAGCGGGCGGAAUUGCUCAAGAAAUGGGAUCAAGAAUGGUCCUUCACCGGCAUUGCCAGCUUCGCUCACCUGAAGCCAGUCAAGUGUCUGAUCGAGCCCGACGAGCACUAUGAUAUUGCCAUUAUCGGCGCACCAUUCGACACAGCCGUCAGCUACCGACCAGGAGCCCGGUUCGGACCCCGCGCCAUCCGCGCCGCCAGCGCGCGCCAGAUGGCCGGCACAAGCUACAACACCCGGGCAGGGAUCAACCCGUACCAAUCCUGGGCCAAGAUCACCGACUGCGGCGACAUCCCCAUCAUGCCCUUCGACAACGCCGUCGCCGAGCGCCAGAUGUACGAAGCAUUCCUAGAGCUAGGCUCCCGCAAGAUCGUCAACAAGGCGCCGAAAGCCACAGGCAUCGGCGCCAGCCACCCGAAGCUAGUAACGCUGGGCGGCGACCACAGCAUUGCGCUGCCAGCACUGCGCGCCUUGUAUCAGAUCUACCAGAAGCCGAUUACCGUGCUGCACUUCGACGCGCACCUGGACACCUGGAACCCCGUGCGGUACAGCGCGUACUGGCAGUCUGAGCAGACGCAGUUCAACCACGGGUCAUUCUUUCACAAGGCGAGUCGGGAGGGACUAAUUUGCAAUUCUACGUCUGCGCAUGCGGGACUGCGGACUCGGCUUACCGGUGUUGAUGCGGGGGAUUAUACGAACCCGGGACCUGAGCAGGGAUUUAUCCGCAUUCAUGCGGAUGAUAUUGAUGAGUUGGGGCCGACGGGGGUUGUUGAGACGAUUAUUGCGCGUACGGGGCUUGAUCCUGAGCAGCCGGUUUAUCUCUCUGUGGAUAUUGAUGUUUUGGAUCCGUCGACGGCGCCUGGAACUGGCACCCCGGAGCCUGGCGGUUGGACUACGCGUGAGUUUAUUCGCAUUCUGCGUGGGUUGGAGAAGUUGAAUCUUGUGGGUGCGGAUAUUGUGGAGGUCUCGCCGGCUUAUGAUAAUAAGGGUGAGACUACUGCUCUUGCUGCGGCACAGGUUGCUUUUGAGAUUAUCACUAGUCUUGUCAAGUCUGGUGUUGAUGAGGAGCUUGGUGGGUGGUAUGGCUGGAUGGGACAGGCCGAGACUCAGGAGAAGAAGGUCAAGGAUGAGCUUUGA